This is a messenger RNA of Mesorhabditis spiculigera, 603 nucleotides long. The record is from the annotation of a GenBank genome assembly. Lineage: Eukaryota; Metazoa; Nematoda; Chromadorea; Rhabditida; Rhabditidae.
AUGUCCACGAACUCCCCUUCGCGAGCGCAAGGGCCAAUAAUCCCGGCGCAACAAGCCCUGGAGUUUAUACCCCCCGACACUUCUCAGAAUUCCGCACCCAAAGAAAACGGAACUACACGAAGAAGGUCGGCACGCGAAUCGAAGGAGCAAAAGGAAGAAAAUGAUGAGGAGUCGGAGCCCAAGGAGACGCGGAGUAGGAGGCGGAAACCCAAACAUGAAGAGCCCGCUCGUGAAUUGACCCUGGACGAGGAGAUCGAGCGGUUACAGAAAGAGAUGUUGAUGAUCGACAACGAGACCCAUCCCGAAUUGUUGCGGCUGUACGACGCGUACGCGAAGCGGCGGAAACUGCAAAAAGAGUUGGAGGACGUUGAGGCAGAGCUUGAGGCUGCCGAGCAGAAGCGACUGGAAGCGGAAAUUGAGGCCAAGGAGAAGGAAGCGACGCAAGAAUCCGACAAGCGAGCAUCACAAAUCGUCGAGCAGCUGCUGAACGAUUACGAUAAGGAGAUCAAAAAGGCGGAAGCCUACAUCACCAACAUGGACAUCACAAAACCCCAAAACGAUAUGCCGGCCGAUUCGUCGAAAAAGACGUUGCGAGCACCGACG